AUGUCAUUGGUGCAUUUGGCAAACGUUUGUGCCCACCUUCAAAACUGCUCAAGAGCAAGGGCAUCAUUGACCUCAAUUCCGUACACAAGACUGCAUUUGAACUUUGCUUACAAUUUGUACAAACAUGGGUUUCUCUCCACUCUCCAAAGAGGUUCGACUAAAGGUCCUGAUGCCAGCGCGGUAGAGGUUACACCAGACAAUAUUUCUACUCGUAGACUGUGGGUUGGGUUGAAAUAUAGGGAAAAUAAACCUGUGAUUAGUACUUGUCGACUGAUCUCAAAACCAAAUCUCAGAAUAGAGCUUCCGUACGAUGACUUGAAGCAGCUCUGCACGGGAAAGACUGUUAGAUUAAUCAAACCCCUUCAGCCUGGUGAACUCAUGCUGGUACGGUGCGGAAAGGACUUGCUUGACAUUAACGAGGCAGUUGCUAGGAAGGUUGGUGGAGAGGUUCUGUGCCGCAUAAAGUAA
Lachancea thermotolerans CBS 6340 is the source of this 468-nucleotide messenger RNA. RefSeq names its product mitochondrial 37S ribosomal protein uS8m (gene MRPS8). The record is from RefSeq and is a predicted model, not a curated record. Bases 1 to 468 code for a protein of 155 amino acids. Lineage: Eukaryota; Fungi; Ascomycota; Saccharomycetes; Saccharomycetales; Saccharomycetaceae. Gene Ontology annotation, biological process: translation. Gene Ontology annotation, cellular component: ribosome; mitochondrion. The transcript has a single exon. Gene Ontology annotation, molecular function: structural constituent of ribosome.